AUGCCGAUAGCCAUGUUAAAAAAGUUCCGUCACCUCCACCAGCGUAUCAGCCGGCUCCACUGCACGGCCCCUCUGCACGGCUCCACUGCACGGCUCCACUGCACGGCUCCACUGCACGGCCCCUCUGCACGGCUCCACUGCACGGCCCCUCUGCACGGCUCCACUGCACGGCCCCUCUGCACGGCUCCACUGCACGGCCCCUCUGCACGGCUCCACUGCACGGCCCCUCUGCACGGCUCCACUGCACGGCCCCUCUGCACGGCUCCACUGCACGGCCCCUCUGCACGGCUCCACUGCACGGCCCCACUGCACGGCCCCACUGCACGGCUCCACUGCACGGCCCCUCUGCACGGCCCCACUGCACGGCUCCACUGCACGGCCCCUCUGCACGGCUCCACUGCACGGCCCCUCUGCACGGCUCCACUGCACGGCUCCACUGCACGGCCCCUCUGCACGGCUCCACUGCACGGCCCCUCUGCACGGCUCCACUGCACGGCCCCACUGCACGGCCCCACUGCACGGCUCCACUGCACGGCCCCUCUGCACGGCCCCACUGCACGGCUCCACUGCACGGCCCCACUGCACGGCCCCUCUGCACGGCCCCUCUGCACGGCUCCACUGCACGGCCCCUCUGCACGGCUCCACUGCACGGCUCCACUGCACGGCCCCACUGCACGGCCCCUCUGCACGGCCCCUCUGCACGGCUCCACUGCACGGCUCCACUGCACGGCCCCUCUGCACGGCCCCUCUGCACGGCUCCACUGCACGGCUCCACUGCACAGCACUCUGUCAACCUUUUGUUCCCCGCUGGUGCUGGGGGGUCUGGUGUCAGUCUAA
Messenger RNA from Knipowitschia caucasica, 837 nucleotides. The record is from the annotation of a GenBank genome assembly. Lineage: Eukaryota; Metazoa; Chordata; Actinopteri; Gobiiformes; Gobiidae.